This is a messenger RNA of Aegilops tauschii subsp. strangulata, 2043 nucleotides long. NCBI's taxonomy places the organism in Eukaryota, Viridiplantae, Streptophyta, Magnoliopsida, Poales, Poaceae. The record is from RefSeq and is a predicted model, not a curated record.
AUGUCGAACGCGUGGGCGCGCCCGGCUCCUGGGAGCGUGCUGAGCACGGGGCAACGCUCAGGCGCAAGCUUCAGUGGCUGCAGUGGCAGCGGCGACAUGGCCGGCGUCGAGGAGCUCUCGGGGACGACGGCUAGAGGACGCAAGGGACGACGGGGCAAGGGGGAAUCGGGUCAAUGGCUCACCGCGGAGCUGUGGGGACGGGCUGGACGGCGAAGGCGGAGCGGAUCAACUGUCCGGCACCGCUGCCUGAAGACCCAGCUAACAGAAAUGCUGGUCUCGGCGCCGUAUCAGGCGCCGAAGAAGAAGGGCAAGGAGGGAAAGAGCGGCCCCCGCCACAAGGGUUCUUCGGACGCUAUGUCUGGAGAGACUGAGGCCCCCUCUUCCCAUGAGGGAGACAAGGAAGAGGAAGAGGAGGUGGAAAGCGACUCCCCCUGCAAGGGGAUGAAGAAGAAGAGGGCGGCCUCCAAAGACCCGAAGGGGGAAGCGCCCAAGAGGGGGAAAAUGAUCCUCCAGGACAGUUCAAACUUUGACGCCGAACUGGUCUCCAAAAAACCGCCCCUGGCCAAAACCCUUCCCCGCGACCUCCCAAACCCCUCGCUAUCGGAGGGGAGUUCUUUGCCACCUGAGAUGGCAAAGAGCGAGACGCCGCCAUGUGCCCCCUCGCCCCUCACCGCGGAUGGCACCGAGGUGUUAUCCCAAAGGACCUCUCCUGGCUGCGGAGGGGCGAGUGAGGCCAUCGAGAAGGCGCCCGAAGACAUGGUGGAGGCCACCCCCAUGGCAACUAACGGUGGGGACCGUCAACAAUCCAGGCCCCAGCCGUACACUCUCCCGGAGACCAAUGUGGCUCCGGGAUUGAGCAAGCAGCUCCCUUCGAAGGAGGGGGGAGGAUCAGCUCCAUCGGCGACCUCCACUAAUCCGGAGGCGCCGAACACUCUAGUGGAGGCACUGCAAUGUGCUUCCAUCAUGGAGGAGCACCGCACGCUGAAGGGUGCCGUAGUAGAGAAGGCUUCCCUGUUGGUGGCAACCGCCCAGGCCGCCGAAGUUUCCGAGCUCAAUUGGAAACUGAAGCUGGCCGAUGAAGAAAUUGACCGCGUGAACAAGCGGUUCGAUGACACGCAAGUUGGAGCAGCUGAGGUCCAAACCCUCAAAGGAGCCCUUGCCCAAGCCCAAAAGGAGGCGAAGGCAAACAAGGCAGCCGCUGAAAAAGCGGCUGCAGAACUGAGGACCGAACAGGCCGCCCGCCGACAACACAAAGCUCAGGUGGCCGAGGUCGAGCAGGAGCUAAAGGAAGCCAUCCUCAAGUGCGAGGGUUUGGAGCAGAAGGCUUCGGCUAAAUCUUCCAAACUUGCCAAAGCACUGCAAGAUGCUAAGGCAGCACGGGUCGAGUCCCGAAGUGCUCGUGAGGAGAUCCACCAGGCGAAGCAAAUAGCGGCUGGGUCUGCUUCUAGUGCCAGUGAUAGCCAGAAUAUAUCUGAGCAGCAUGAGGAUCUCAGUGAGGGAUCAAGUCCAGCUAAAAGUUUUGAUGAAGGCAGCAGGAUCACUCCUACCAAUUUGCCUAAGGCUGCCAAGACAACAAGGAAAACCAAGGGCUCGGGCACAGAUGAAGAUUUCCAGCCCGAGGAAGUGACCUCAAAGAAGAAGAAGAAGAAGGUGCUUGCCAAGGAGUAUGGCACAUCAGCCAGCACCAGGCCAUCAGGCAGUGCCAAGGAGAGAUUGGUUGUGAGGAAGGUCCUAAUCUCCAAGGCAGACAAAGCCACAGCUCCCAAAGGAACCAUGACAUUCACACUUGAGGACCCUAGUGAUGCAGAGGCUGGUGCAGGCAAGAAGAAGAAAAGGCCAAGGAAGACAAUUGCUCAUGUUAUUGGCAAACCCUCCAUGGUUGCUGAUGAUCAUGAUGAUGAGGAAGAGGAGGAACCAACUGCUGAUGCACCUCCAGCAAAGACUCAAAAGCUUAUGACAGAUGUUGUGAAGUCUGUUGCUCCCUCCAAGCCCAAGUCCAAGCCCAAAGCUCUAGCACCUAAGAGGUCUACCAGGAACUGCUAG